AUAAGCCACAAAUUUCGAAAAACUACUGCAGCCUGUACCCAGAACCAGCGCCAGCCGACAGUCAGCAAGCGCCCUACUUGCUUGCCAACCUCUGUUUGUUGCAUUACAUUUAUAAAAUCAUAUACUACCCGCAUAUAUUGCUUUUGUUAAUGACAAACGAAUUUUAGGUCAAAUCUUGAUACACGAAAAUGCGUCGGCAGAAGAACGUGAGAGAAUCCCAGUACAGAGAAUGACAAAUCUUUCACUUGCGUGAAGUUGGCCGCGCGCAAAUUUUGAACUCGCGUCAAGUUGGCUGCGCGCAACAAUCCACUCCCGUCAAGUUGGCUGCGCGCAACAAACUACUCUUGUGAAGUUGGCUGAACGAAGUUUUCUUACCUGGCAUGAGAGAGCUGUGUUUUGGGCUGGCAAUGCCUGCGUUGUUAGCGACAUCUAGCGGAAUAAGCAAAAAAUGUCCAGCGUUGUCUUUUGUCUCGCACUUUUAUCGACGUCUAUGUCCCCUUGUGCGUUUACUGUCGUUUUGCACGCGCAUUCGUGAAAAUGGCGGCGUUGUCGCUCGCUCGCUGCCAAAUUUUUUGUACAUCCAAAAUAAUCAAAAUAAAGCGACAAUAAAUACAGUGCUAAACAAACAGUGAAUGCCAGAGAAGCGCGCGCGCUCGCUCGUGUGUGUGUGAAGAAAAAUACAAUAAUAAUUCCAAAACCUGGCUAUAAACCCAAAGCAAAAACCUAUAACAAUAUACAGCUAGCUAGGAGUCAGUCAUCGUCGUCGUCGCCAGCGCAGCAGCAGCAGCCGCGUGAAUAAGCUAAGCGAUUGCUGCAAAGUGCUGCGAGCGGUUUGCUGCUCAGCGGAGCACCCUAAAGGCUCUUUCGCCAAGGCAAGCAGCCACGCAGCAUGCGACAAAUAAACAAGAGCAGCACCGAUAACAGCAACAGCAAUAACAACAACAACAUGCCACAGAUGCACAGUUGAUCAGGAAAAAGAGGCGGCUAAAGAACGUCACAAGCAGAAGACAAACUGAACCGACGGGGUGUCCACAUCCAGUUCGUUUUGGCUCUUCAAAAUCUUCACGAAACAGCCACCGCCACCGUCACUGUCAUCACGCAAUGAAUAGCAGCCAAACGGCGCCAACGGCCACAUCGGCCACCAGUAAUCGUAUCACGUUCACCACCCAACCACUGCCCAAUGGCACCAUCAAUAUUGGUGGCCCUGGGGGCGGUGGUGUCGGUGGGCCGACGAUCAUUUCGACGGCGCAACUGCCAAAUACGACGACGAUCAAAACAAUCACGGCGGGCAUGGGUGGACAUGGCGUGCCGGGUCUGUCGCAGGUCCAUCAUCAGGUGCAGCAUCAGCAGCAGCAACAGUCACAUCCACAGCAGCAUCAGCAGCAUCAACAUCAGCAUCAAACGCAAUCAGUAGGUGCCACCCAAACACAAACCUUAGUUAUUAAAUCCAAUCACCAUGCUGUCACCCUGCCGGCGGGUCUAGUAUCAAGUGCACCAGCAGGAAUCGUAACAAUGACCAAGACCAUCAAUCAGUCGGGGCAGCCGCUGCUUAACUCCAUGCUGCCAGCCGGCGUUGUGGUCGGCAUGCGUCCACAGGCGCCGACGCAGCAGCAGCCAAAGAAUAUGCCCGCCAAUCCGCUAAGUCGCGUCGUCAUCAGCAAUUCCCAUAUGGCUGGCGUUAGGCCACAGAGUCCAUCGAUAAAUUUAGGCACACUUCAUACAGGACAAACGCCUGCACUGUUAGUGAAAACGGAUAAUGGAUUUCAGUUGUUGCGCGUGGGCACGGCGACAACGUCUGGCCCGCCAACGAUGACACAGACCAUAUCUAACACCAGCAACAACAACAACAACAAUACCAACAACAACAACACCACAACAACAACCACAAAUCAUCCCAUUACUACACAGAUACGUCUGCAAACUGUGCCGGCUGCAGCUGUAAGUAGAUAUCAUGGCCAAUCGUCAUCCCAACAACUACAACAACAACAGCAGCAGCAGCAAUCGCAGCAGCUGCAGCAGCAACAAAAACAGCAACAACAACAGCAUCAAACAACAACACAAGCAUCCUCACAAGCUACAACUGCCAGCACUAGUAUUGCACUGCGCAAAACGAUUGUCCGUACAUCAUCCACAAUCCUCCCAUCCAGCAAUAAUAAUAAUAAUAACAAUAAUAAUAUUAACAAUACCACCACCACCACCAACAACAACACAACCACCAUUACCAACAACAACAACAAUAAACCCGCUACUAACCUGCAGCAUCAGCAGCAGCAACAGCAGAAGCUACAGCUACAACUGAAGCAGCAGCAACAGGCACAGCAGCAACAUAAGCAACAGCAGCAGCAACAGGCCUCAGUCAGCGCCAGCAGCGCAGCCGCCGCGGCCGCCGCAGCUGCUGCGGCAAAUGUCGCGGCCACAAUUAAGAUCAAGCAAAACUCGAUGACCAACACCACCGCCUCCAGCAACAUAAUUGUCAACUCGGUGGCCAGCACCAAUGCGCAUAGUUAUAGCACCGCCACACAACCGCCGCAUUUGGCCCAGCUGCAGCACCAACAGCAGGCGCCGCAUUUGCCACAAGUGACGCAAAUCCAAACGAUACCAGCACAAGGACAAGGACAGCAUCAGCAACAGCAGCAGCACUCGCAGGCUAAUCAUGUGCAGGUGGCAACGGCAGCGGCAAGUGUGACGGCGGCGGCGAAUGCGAACGCAACAACAACGACGACGGCUGCGCAGGGCAAUACCAAAGAAAAGUGUCGCAAGUUUUUAGCCAAUUUAAUUGAAUUGUCGACACGCGAACCGAAGCAGGUGGAGAAAAAUGUGCGUACCCUCAUCCAGGAGCUGGUCAAUGCGACUGUGGAGCCCGAGGAGUUUUGUGAUCGCCUGGAGCGUUUGCUCAACGCUAGUCCGCAGCCGUGCCUCAUUGGGUUUCUCAAGAAAAGUCUGCCACUGCUGCGCCAAGCGCUAUACACCAAGGAGCUGAUAAUUGAGGGCAUAAAACCACCACCGCAGCAUGUGUUGGGAUUGGCUGGCCUGCCGCCGCAGCUGCCGAAAAUUCAAGCGCAAAUCCGUCCGAUUGGUCUCACCCAGACGACGACCAUUGGACAGACACAGGUGCGCAUGAUAACACCAAAUGCAAUUGGUACGCCGAGGCCGACAAUUGGCCAUACGACGAUAUCGAAGCAGCCGCCAAACAUUCGAUUGCCCACUGCGCCGCGAUUGGCGAUACGCGGCCAAAUGCCCUCCCUGCCAAUGCCUGCGCAGGCGAACAUUGUGCAAAUCCGCGGUCCGACUAACGCACAGCUGCAGCGAACGGGUGCGGUUCAGAUACGUGCCACGCCCCGUCCGCCAAAUAGUACGCCCACGAACAAAGUCACUGCCGUGAAGGUUGGCCAGACACAGAUCAAGGCCAUAACACCCAGUUUGCACCCGCCAUCGCUGGCGGCCAUAUCAUCAAAUAGCGGACCACCGCCGACGCCAACGCUAUCGGUGCUAUCGACGAUAAAUUCGGCAUCGACAACAUCGCUGCCGGUGCCGUCGUUGCCCACAGUUCAUCUGCCGCCGGAGGCGUUGCGAGCACGGGAACAGAUGCAGAAUUCGCUGCACCACAACAAUAACAACCAUUUCGAGCCCAAGCUGGUUGAGAUUAAGGCACCGCAGAUGCAGCACAUUGAACGCAUCAAUGCCUCGCUGACGCCCAUUUCGGCAAAGACGAUGCCGCGCGGUGCGUUUCCCAUGCCCAACAAGUCGGUGACUAAGAAGAAGCGGGACGCACUCGAUCGGGAUGGCAAGGAUGAGAAGGUGAACAGUGGCAGUGGAACAGCAGGUUCGACGGCGGCGGCGGCAGCCGCUGCCAAUUCAUUUUUCCAGCAGAGCUCCAUGUCAUCGUCGAUAUAUGGCGAUGAUGAUAUCAACGAUGUCGCCGCCAUGGGCGGUGUUAAUCUCGCCGAGGAAUCGCAACGCAUUCUCGGCUGUACCGAGAACAUUGGCACCCAGAUACGCUCCUGCAAGGACGAGGUGUUUCUCAACAUGCCAGCGCUGCUGGCGCGAUUACGUACGAUAAGCGCGGAACGUGGUCUCGAGGAACCGUCACAGGAUGUGGCCGUACUCAUAUCGCACGCGUGCCAGGAGCGGCUCAAGAACGUUGUGGAGAAAUUGGCUGUGAUAGCGGAGCACCGCAUUGAUGUCAUCAAGUUGGAUCCCCGUUAUGAGCCGGCGAAGGAUGUGCGCGGUCAGAUCAAGUUUCUGGAGGAGUUGGACAAGGCUGAGCAGAAGCGACACGAGGAACUGGAACGCGAGAUGCUGCUGCGAGCGGCCAAAUCUCGGACGCGAGUCGAAGAUCCUGAACAGGCAAAAAUGAAAGCGAGGGCAAAGGAAAUGCAGCGAGCGGAAAUGGAGGAGUUGCGUCAGCGGGACGCAAAUUUAACGGCACUGCAAGCAAUUGGACCGCGGAAAAAACUCAAACUGGACAGCGAUACGGCCAGUGCGGGUGUGGGUUCGAGUGGCGGUGGUCUGCUGAGCAACACUGGCACAACAACGACAACGUUACGGCCGCGCAUCAAGCGUGUCAAUCUGCGUGACAUGCUCUUCUUCAUGGAGCAGGAGCGCGAGUUUUGCCGCAGCACGCUGCUGUUAAAGACUUACCUCAAGUGAUCGCUGCUGGCGCCGCCGUUGUUCACAUACACCUACGCACCUAUAUGGCUUCCGGCCCUAUUCCUGCUCCUGCUCCUGCUCCUGCACUUACUCCAGCUGUCCUUGUUCUAUCAGCGCCUAACAGCGCCUGCGUUCAUCAAUUUGCAAUAUUAUUUAGCUGUCACAUUAAACUGCGUCGUCCCUUUGUUGUUUUAGUUAGGCGCCCUAUUUAAAUAACGUAUGCGUAGGAAUAACAACUAAAGUGUAAUUAAAUGUUUUUUAAAUCCAA
Drosophila grimshawi is the source of this 4918-nucleotide messenger RNA. RefSeq names its product transcription initiation factor TFIID subunit 4 (gene Taf4). The record is from RefSeq and is a predicted model, not a curated record. Lineage: Eukaryota; Metazoa; Arthropoda; Insecta; Diptera; Drosophilidae. Gene Ontology annotation, biological process: DNA-templated transcription; transcription initiation at RNA polymerase II promoter. The transcript has 11 exons. Gene Ontology annotation, molecular function: RNA polymerase II general transcription initiation factor activity; DNA binding; protein heterodimerization activity. Gene Ontology annotation, cellular component: transcription factor TFIID complex. Bases 1102 to 4650 code for a protein of 1182 amino acids.